CCAGAACAGAAAGGCGCUAGGAUAGAGGAAAGAAUAGUGUAUCAAGUGAUUAGGGAGAGUUUGAACUAAGGAGCCGUCUUUUGUGCUGCCUGAAGGAUGUAGAAGGGACCUGGAGCGAAGCGGGGAAGGCUGUCGUUGGUCCGUAUUCAGGAAACAUCACAGAGAGUCUCCAAGGUGAGAAACAACACAAUGCUUUCCUUCAUUGGACUCAGUAGCUAUGAUUAUAAGGUGGAAAUAAAAACUGGCGACAGGAUCGGUGCUGGAACAGACGCCAAUGUCUGGAUCAAAUUGUACGACGACAUCGGCAGAUCAACGCCCGCGAUGAGAUUAGAGCAGGUUUUCAAAAACACAUUUGAGCAAUGCUCCACAGACCAUUUUGAGAUCUCCGCCUCCAAGACUAAAAACUUGAAAAAGGAUGGCCCAGUGGCAAGGAUUGAGUUCUGGAGAGACAACUGCGGCCCGAGCAGCGAUUGGUACGUGGACAUAAUCUACGUCACCAACAAGGUCACCAAAAGUAAGUUCGUGUUCCCGGUGUACCGCUGGGUCAAGGCCAACUACCAUUACAAGCUCAAACACCUGAAUACGUCACUGCCUCAAUAUGAAGACGAAGAUUUGAAAGAGCACAGAAAAAUGUUCCUUGAUGAUAAACGAAAGUCUUAUAGGCUAGAUCAGAAGUUUCCCAAAGAGUUUCCUAAUGGUCCAGUCCAGGUAAACACUUUGCCUGAUGAUGAAAAGUUCUCAUUCAAUGACAAGUUUAGCAUGGGAUCGUUGACUGUACAGUUGAAGGUCUCCAGUAAGAUCAUCAGUUUCACUAGGACUGAAUGGAAGAGCCUGGCAGACAUCUUGACAGUGUACGUGCCUCCCCACUUCCCUAAGCCUGAGAGAUCUUCACUUUGGAUGGACGAUGCUUACUUUGGAUUCCAACGACUAGCCAGUGUGAAUCACUCCGUUAUUAAAUUGGUUACCGCUAUUCCUAACAAAUUCCCAGUGACAGAAGAACAUUUGAAGCCUUUUCUUGGAGGUCUAAGUAUAAAGGAAGCCAUUCAACAGAAACGAUUAUUUAUUUGUGAUUUAGAAAUUCUGGACGGCCUUCCGGUGAAACAAAAUAUGACGCUUUGUGCACCAAUCGCACUAUUCUUCGGGGAUAUUUCUGGCCAACUAAGACCUGUGGCCAUACAGCUCUUCCAAAAGCCAGGAUCCAAUAAUCCAAUAUUUACUCCUAGUUGUCCGUCGCUGACAUGGACACUGGUCAAGAUGUGGUACAACAACGCUGACAGUGCACACCAACAGGCACUGACACAUCUCGGAUUCACACACUUACUAAUGGAGUCGUUCUCUUUGGCAACUCAGCGAAACCUUUCUCAUUCCCAUCCAGUGUACAAAAUUCUUGCUCCACAUUUCCUCAAUAUUAUUGCAAUUAACAGUCUAGCCGUGUCUGAACUGGUCAGUGAUGGUGGCUGGGUGGACCAAACUAUGAACUACGGCAACAAAGGAAUGUAUGCUCUGGUAGUCAAAGGGUUCAAAGACUGGAGAUUGGAUGUCGAAGGGACGUUACCAGAAGAUCUGAAAAGAAGGGGGCUGGACGACCCCAACAUUCUGCCCUGUUACUAUUACAGAGAUGACGGCAUCCUCCUCUAUAAUGCUAUCAGUAAAUAUGUACUGUACUACCUAAACCUAUAUUACACGACACCUAACGAUGUAGUCGAUGACCAUGAACUUCAGAACUGGGCUCAAGAAUUGGUCAAAGAGCGUAACUUUGAGGCAGGUGGCAUGGGGAUCAAGGGAAUUCCUGGCAACGGAAGUCUUAGUACUGUGGACCAGAUUCAUCAGAUAGUGACAAGUACCAUCUUCACGUGUAGUGUUGCCCACGCCGCGACCAACUUCCCUCAGUACGAUGAAUACGGCUUCCCACCAAACUAUCCAGCUUCUUUGUUUGGAAAGCCGCCUUCAGAUCCUCGAGCGAUUUUAACAGAGCAAGACAUCUUGAAAUGUUUGCCGGACAAAGAGCAAACUUUGACCAUUAUGACCAUGACGAAGCUGCUGAGUAAUAAAGGAACUAAAAGUCUUGGAGACUUUGAAGUCCAGUACAUCGUUGACCCUAAAGCCCAAGCUGUUGUAGACAGUUUCCGCAGAGAGCUUGCUGACAUUAGCCAGACAAUUAAAGCCAGAAAUCAAGGAAGAUUUCCCAAAUAUAAAUAUCUGGACCCUGAUUUCAUUCCAAACAGUAUCAGCAUAUAAACACAAAAUAAUUCUCCAUUGUAAUCAUUGAAAAUUAUUUUCUAACACCAGCCUAAUAUUAUUAUAUUUCACUUCUUACAUACCAUUUUAUUUUAAUUGUGUAACCUUGCAUUGUAACUUUAAAUGGCAACUCAACGAUAGAAAAUUAUGUAAUGCGCACCACUUUGGAUUCGUAUAACAUACGCUUCUUUUGUAGCUGUAUCAUAAUACUAUGGAUGGCUGCCUGGUCGUGCGGUUUGCACGCUGGACUGUCGUUCGGACUUAUCGAUGGUCCCGGGUUCAACCCCUGCCCGCUCCCAUCCCCCGCCGUCCUGCGGGAGGUUUGGACUAGGAAGUAAUUAUCUUCAACUCUGAAGGAACAUCCGAAAUAAGUAAAACAUUUUACAAACAUUUUACUAGUUUUUUUUUGUAUCACGCGUUUAUUAACUAUUGACUUUGUAACCGUGUUUUUUAUGGAAUGGUAUCUCCUUCAAUAAUGUACAUUACACAUUCAGAUCACUGGAUUGGGCUAUCCUUUUAUUGUUCAAUAUAGACUUUAGGAACUAGUGUUCAUCUCCCCUAACAAAGAGAAAAAAAUGUUUCCGCUGUAUGGACACAGUGAGAGAUGUAUUCAACAAAACGUAAAGUGGAGAUUUAAAAAUGUUAAGCACAUCCACAAAGUGUGUGUUCUUGACCUAUCCGCUUUUUAUUAUACAGAAAUGUUGAUUAGUAAAGUAUUAUAUUUUUUAGCACUUUUCAUAACUGCAGAGCCAAAUUUCUAAUCUUUCACCUGUAAAGCAAAGUCAUUUCUAUUCUUUAAUUGACACCACGUGAUCGUUCAAUAGUUUCUCUUUAUAUUUCAAUAGUUUCUCUUUCUAUUUCAAUAGUUUCUCUUUAUAUUUCAAUAGUUCCUCUUUAGAUUUCAAUAGUUUCUCUUUCUAUUUCAAUAGUUCCUCUUUAGAUUUCAAUAGUUUCUCUUUAUAUUUCAAUAGUUUCUCUUUAGAUUUCAAUAGUUUCUCUUUGGAUUUCAAUAGUUUCUCUUUAUAUUUCAAUAGUUUCUCUUUCUAUUUCAAUAGUUCCUCUUUAGAUUUCAAUAGUUUCUCUUUAUAUUUCAAUAGUUUCUCUUUAUAUUUCAAUAGUUUCUCUUUAGAUUUCAAUAGUUUCUCUUUAGAUUUCAAUAGUUUCUCUUUAGAUUUCAAUAGUUUCUCUUUAGAUUUCAAUAGUUUCUCUUUGGAUUUCAAUAUCCACAUCUUCCUCCUUUCAUUUUCUUAUGUUUUUCUGUUGUUCCUUUUGGUUCCAAUAUAUCGCCACUAUAUUUCUUCAUGUAGUUUUCUCUUCUUUUUCUCACUUACUGUAUUCUACUGCUUAUUAGCGCACUUUUAAAAAAUCAAUGUGUAAAUAAAAUGUAGAUUACUCUGGUAACCUACUGAUGUGAAAAUGCCCAGUAAAUAAGUUGAAAUAUGUAUUGUUAAUUCUAUUCUAUGGUCAAUAUGUAAAUAAAUACGUUGUGGGAUAUUAUCUUUUUAUCUUAUAUAAUGCAGACGUUUUUUUCAAAAAAGAAGAUGAUUACGUCCUACGCGUCAUGCAUCUAGUCAUGCAUGUUAACCAAUGACUUAAAUUCUUCCAAGUCACUGGUUUUCCUGGCUAGCUCAGGCAACCCAUUCCAUGCUCUAAUAGCACUAUGGAUGUAGGAACAUUUGUAUAAAUCUGUCCAAGCAUAUGGAACGAGGAAUGUGCCUUUAUCUUUGUGUCUUUCUGAGUAUUUUAUUAAAUUUUGUUUUUGUAUUUGAAGAUUAUGGUUCAGUGUUUUAUGUAUAGUUGCUACUUUACUUUUUAUGUUGUUGUUUCUUUUUUAUAGACUUACUCAGUCUUCAGUUUACUCAUUAUAAUUGGCUAUACUGCUAGUGCGUCCAUUUGUUUUUGUCUACUAAAAUAGAAUGAAACAUGUGCAUCAGUUUCUUUA
Molecule: messenger RNA, 4180 nt
Organism: Biomphalaria glabrata
Lineage: Eukaryota; Metazoa; Mollusca; Gastropoda; Planorbidae
Product: allene oxide synthase-lipoxygenase protein-like
Exons: 16
Coding region: 190-2238 (682 amino acids)
Biological process (GO): lipid oxidation
Molecular function (GO): metal ion binding; protein binding; oxidoreductase activity, acting on single donors with incorporation of molecular oxygen, incorporation of two atoms of oxygen
Source: RefSeq, a predicted model, not a curated record